AUGCCCAGAGGAAAAGGAAAAGAGGCCGGAGAACCAACCGAGACCGCGUCGAUUGCUAGCGUGAUUGUCGAGGAUAGAGUGGAUCAAGAUCUAGAAGGUGCCUUCCUGGGCACUAUACUGUUGGACGUCCGAAUCCUCGACACUCGAUGGGACAAGAACAGAAGGAACCGAGACAUCCAGCCCGGUCUAGUCGCACGGCUCAAAGAAGCCUUCAAAAACGGCAUCAAACGAUACGCAAUUGAAGAUCAUCUCAAAGCUACAACCACCGAACCGGAAUUUGAUGGUCUUCUCAAAGCUAAUCUCCCAAACUCCACAGGAUCUCCUGACUCUGACCUUUCAUACCUUCGUAACCGCGCAGCCACUCACUCUGGCCUUAAGGCUAUGAUGCUUCAUAUCGAAAACCUGCCAUAUAAAACCCAGCUUACUCUCCGGAAUGGCCAGCAUCGUGUACGGGCUCUGAUCGAACUUUGCAACGAGCAGAGAGAGCUGGCAGCAUCGGGUGCAUCGGAUGACUCUGGCAGGCCGAUUAGACCACCGGGUAACGAGGACUAUCUCUGGGCUGUCGAUCUAUACGACAACAACAAGUUAACGUCCGACACCCUUGCUGCGCUGAUCUCAAAUCGGGAAAUUGUUCGCCAAACAAAUUCAGAAGGGUACAAUGCCCUGAACAUCAUCACGUACCUCGACCAGCUGGACGAUACUGCAAGAGCCGAGCGCCUGAAGGCGAACAAUUUCAAACGGUGGCUCAACACGGUAUUUGGAGUGAAUCUGACAUAUGCCACCCGCAUGAUCACCAUCCUUAAAGACAAGUCUCUGUCCAACCUCAUCCGCCUAUAUUGCGGAACAAGAUAUGGUGAAAACUCGUUCAACUGGUCUCUGAUGGCACGGAUCCAAGCAGGCAAACAAACAGAAAUGUGGGCCCUCGAAUUUGAAAGGUUUUUCACCUUUUGUUCCACGAUUUUUGGAUCGAAACGCCAGAAUGUCAUUGCCUACAGCGACUGGAAGUUGAUCCUCUCUCUCGAUCAAGGGCGUCCUAUCUCCCAAUUGAGGCUUCUGUUCUUCCCAGAGCCUGAGGAUUAUCGGAUACAGUCGAAUGCUUCCACACCAAGGCGUAACCAACCAUUUCCAAUAUCGAAUGAGUACGCCGGCAAUCUGCAAUUUCCAAAACUGGAAACACCCAUCGUCAUUCAGAACCAGGAGUAUACUUAUCGACGACCAGGGUUUCUUGACAGUCUGUCUGAAAGGUCAUACAAGGCUGUCUUCACUAAUCUCCACACCCACCCGCAUCUGGAGUGCCCUACUUGGGGCGACUGGGUAGGCCUCGAGAAAACAGUCUCGUCAGUUGUCUCCAAGAUACUGCAUCAUAUCAUGGUGUGGGUGGAACCAACUUGGAAGCUGCCAUCCAAGUCAAGCCACGAAUGGAUCUAUUUCAGUUGGCUCCAGCAGAUCAAACGGCAUCUUUUCCCUGAUGUGGCCGAUUCUUCCCUAUCGUCAGAGACUAAAGAUUGGGAAUUUCUUCGAAGUCUCUGGGAAACGGUCAGUAACGAGAGUCUCUGGCAAGAUGCCAAUCUCCAGUCCUUGCUGAAGGAACCCGAGCCUACCAUUGGUAGCGAUGGUGAAGAGCGGCAACGUUAUCUCAGUCGGUUCCAGUAUAUACACUGGAUUGAGAUCGUGAAAUUAGUCACUGAAGCGAGGCCAAAUUGUCUCCAAGGAUUCAUGAGCGACUUCAACGACCAUGAUCGCCUGACUGCCGUGUACGAACCAUAUACCCCAUGGGGUGAAAUCUUCUGCAAGACAAAUUUCUCCAAAAAUAGGAUGCUGCAGAAAAGACCGUGUCUUAACACAAAGGCUAUCCGAGAUGACAUUGUUUUGCAGGGUGAGAUCUUCGGUGCAUUAGUUCAUUACAGGCAUCUUAAGCAGCAGAUGAUCCUCACAUCGAAGUGGGGAUGGCAAAAGCCCGCGACGGAGAACCCAGCGAGACCGUCAGGGUUAAUAGCCUCCCCGGAGGAGUAUGAAACUGCCGUUGAGGUGUUGAAGGAACUGGCGGCACUUCUUGUCAAAUUUGGCUACAGGCCAGAUAUUGAUAACUGGAAUGAGAACUUGGCGUCUUUCACCAUGGAUCGUUCUCAGAACUCCCAUCUCCCAACGGAUAUUCCUGCAAAAGCUGGGUUUUUGACAGCGAGGCCGCCUGCUUUUGUUGAUCAGGAUGAUGAGGCCCGGGCUAUGGCCAGAACUCUUCAACAGAGCAUUGUCAGGAAUCGUUUGCAGCGACCACUACCGCGAAGAGACCGUACACUGGCUGAAGAGAGCACCAUGUAG
Molecule: messenger RNA, 2319 nt
Organism: Aspergillus terreus NIH2624
Lineage: Eukaryota; Fungi; Ascomycota; Eurotiomycetes; Eurotiales; Aspergillaceae
Exons: 8
Coding region: 1-2319 (772 amino acids)
Source: RefSeq, a predicted model, not a curated record